This is a messenger RNA of Penicillium salamii, 690 nucleotides long. Lineage: Eukaryota; Fungi; Ascomycota; Eurotiomycetes; Eurotiales; Aspergillaceae. The record is from the annotation of a GenBank genome assembly.
AUGGUCAUCGCCAAGCCUCUCGCCGAUCUUGUCGGCACGGAACUCCGGGAAAUAGGACAACUCUCACUCGUCAAGGCAAAGUUCCUGUGCCGCCAACGUGGUGCAGACGGAUUGGCAUUUCUCCGAGUCCACCAACAAAUCCCUAUCAUUGGAAGCGAGUACCAUCAAGUGGCGAGCCGCGCUGCCCAGGCUCUGCAAGGCAUCUUUGAAACCAACGAGCUACGGGCUUUGAAACAGCUCACCGAGGGGGGUUGUACGGUCGUACCCAGGCUUUUGGGAUAUAAAUUCGAGCAACAAGACAACACGGUGAUAGUCCCAGGUGGUUUCAAGACAUUCGUCCUUUGGGAAAAGGUGACAGGGGAAUCUUUAGAGUUGAAUCAGUUUUGGACCUACCCUUUCGCGGAACGACAAGAGAUUCGCGAGAUUUUCAAAUCAUGCUACCAAGAGCUUCAAGUAUUUAAUUAUGCUCCGGGCUUCCCGCAGAUGACGAAUAUCAUUUACGAUCGGUCGACUAAGGAGAUGCACAUUGCCGGAUUCAACAAUGCGGCGCGAUUACGUGGUUCAAGAGCGUGGACAGAUGGGAUUUAUGUGAGCAUGGAUCUUGUAAGGGGCCCUAGCGGGUCGUUCGACAGGUAUUUUCCCAUACAAGCGACGGAUCUACAACAUGAUAAAGAAGGCUACAGAUGGUGA